This is a messenger RNA of Mobula hypostoma (lesser devil ray), 2314 nucleotides long. It is a transcript of the gene ssbp3a, whose product is annotated as single stranded DNA binding protein 3a. Gene Ontology annotation, molecular function: protein binding; single-stranded DNA binding. Lineage: Eukaryota; Metazoa; Chordata; Chondrichthyes; Myliobatiformes; Myliobatidae. Bases 125 to 1312 code for a protein of 395 amino acids. Gene Ontology annotation, cellular component: nucleus. Gene Ontology annotation, biological process: positive regulation of transcription by RNA polymerase II. The transcript has 18 exons. The record is from RefSeq and is a predicted model, not a curated record.
CGGGGUCAAGGCCGCCCUUUCCGCUGCCGGGGCUGGGCUGCGUGCGCGGACGCGGCGAUGGGGUCGCCCCGGGUUUGAUGGUUUGACAGGUGCCCGACGCCAGGCAGCUCCUUCCCCAAAAAGCAUGUUCGCUAAAAGCAAAGGUUCGGCGGUGCCCUCGGACGGGCAAGCUCGAGAAAAGUUGGCUUUGUACGUGUACGAAUAUCUGCUUCAUGUCGGGGCACAGAAAUCUGCACAGACCUUCCUCUCAGAGAUACGAUGGGAGAAAAAUAUUACAUUAGGAGAACCUCCUGGGUUUUUACACUCCUGGUGGUGUGUAUUUUGGGACCUUUACUGUGCAGCUCCUGAAAGGCGAGACACUUGUGAACAUUCGAGUGAAGCAAAAGCCUUUCAUGAUUAUAGUGCGGCGGCAGCUCCAAGUCCAGUGCUUGGAAACAUUCCUCCCAGUGAUGGGAUACCAGGAGGCCCCAUUCCUCCAGGCUUUUUUCAGGGACCCCCAGGUUCUCAACCCUCGCCACAUACACAGCCGCCUCCUCACAAUCCUAACAACAUGAUGGGACCCCACAAUCAGCCUUUUAUGUCACCGCGAUACGCAGGAGGUCCAAGGCCCCCCAUCAGAAUGGGAAGCCAGCCCCCAGGUGGUGUUCCCGGUGCACAGCCGUUGCUACCAAACACAUUGGAUCCCACACGGCAGCAAGGACACCCUGGUAUGGGUGGGCCAAUGCAGAGAAUGAAUCCUCCUCCGCGAGGAAUGGGCCCAAUGGGACAGCAGUCUGAUCCUUGGUUAUCGUUGCAGAACUAUGGCGGUUCAAUGAGACCUCCACCCAAUUCAAUAGGUCCAGGCAUGGCUGGAAUGAACAUGGGUCCAGGGGCUGGGCGACCAUGGCCUAAUCCUUCCAACGCUAACUCAAUUCCAUACUCCUCUUCGUCUCCUGGUACAUAUGGGGGUCCCCCUGGUGGCGGAGGUCCUCCAGGAACACCGAUAAUGCCAAGCCCGGCAGAUUCAACGAAUUCCAGUGACAACAUGUACACAAUGAUUAAUCCCGUUCCACCUGGAGGAAGCCGAUCAAAUUUCCCAUUGGGUCCUGGCUCUGAAGGUCCCAUGGGUGGAAUGGGAGGAAUUGAGCCACAUCACAUGAAUGGAUCAUUAGGGUCAGGCGACAUGGACGGAAUCCCCAAGAACUCUCCCAACAACAUGAGCAGCAUUACCAAUCCUCCAGGCACUCCGAGAGAUGACGGUGAAUUAGGAGGCAAUUUUCUUCACUCCUUUCAAAAUGAUAAUUAUUCCCCCAGCAUGACGAUGAGCGUGUGAUUUUUCCCCUUCCCCCUUCUCCAGGACCAGAAUGAUGAGACAGCUGCCCUUUGGAAGAUUAAAGAACGUAUGCAAGAAGCAGUUCAACGUGUUGACGAGGAACUGGGGGCAAAACCCCAAUUUUGAGUUUCACGCAAUAAAAAGGCUGAACUUCUUUAAUUCCAUAAACAUGAAGGACAAAAACAAAAGAUUCAAGACAUAAAACCCUUCUCCUGGAAGGACUGUACGUUACACAUCUCAUCUUUUUGAAGCAAAGAAAAAAAAUUUAAACGCCUCUAGCACCCGAACAGACCUCUUCCGCUUCAUCCUCUGAACCCAUGUAUCUUUGUGCUGAACUGAAUAAGGCGCUAGUCUAGGUAUAAGAUCCGAUGUUGUCCAUAUUGUAGCCAUUUUAACUGGGACAUUUACACAAUGUGGUUUACUUUCGAAGGCCCUUUCUAGGUGGCACAGAUUUUUUUCUUGCUUCUGUGAGCCUUCCCCUCCAGGUGCAAGGUGUUAAUCAGUGGCUUGUUCCAUACCUGUGUAGCUGAACGAUGAUAUGCCAAGUGGGUUCCAGUUUCAGAGGAGCAUAUAUUUUUUUUCCUAACUCCCUCCUUUCUCCAACCAUCCACACACCCACUUUCCCCCUCUCCCUCCCACACACAUACACAUGCGCUUCCCAGUACCCACACGUAUGUGCACACCUCGAAUCUGGAUUGCUUCAUUCCUCUGUUACUUUAUUGACCCAGAGGAAACCUCUGUGCGUGAGACAACUACAGACUUGAUUGAACUAGAUGAAAAUAAAACAGUUGUAGUGGCACUACAAUCGUGCUGGGAUCUCUGUACAAUUACACACUACCUGCAGAUGGUCUUUUGUUUAACCCCAAUUCUAUACAAUGUGUAUCAAGUUAUGUAAAAUAUUAUCUUGCCUGGACAACCCUUGUGCUGAUUCUUGAUAACAUUGUAGCUGUUCUGUGUUUCUUACCCUGUAGUCUGGUUAUAAAAAAGAAAAAAAUUCUACAA